CUUCCCCCCCCCCCCCCACACACACACUAAUGUGUCUGAGUCGUUCCUUCAAGGUGGGUGUGUACAGCUGCCCCAACUGUCGUCAUGACCUGGGCAAGGACUAUGCCAUGACAGUCAACAAGUCCCUACAGGCAGUACUAUUGGACCUGUUCCCUGGAUACAAUGGAGGGAGAUACACACUAGCUGAUGGGACUACUGAACAGUAUUUAGAACUGCAAUGAGGCAUGUCAUGUGCACCUUCCUUAUUGAGCAAUGUGCUUUCAUUAUGAAUCUACUUAUAAUUGUUAUUUCUUUGAGCAAUAUAUCAGCUAACCUUAUAGCAAGAGUUCAUUAUAGGAUGAAUAAUGAACUCUUGGCUACAAGAAUAAUGAGAAUGUUCCCCUCAAGGUUAUUUCUCUGCUGUCUGCUGGGAAGUGCUUCUCUUGUGUAUGGACAGCAGGCUUUGAUUCGACUGGCAGCAUCCCAUGAGCCCCCUGACACUGACCACACUGGAGAGAUCAUCUUAUUCUCUGAUGUUGGAUCAGGAGCUAGUGGUUAUCCACGCCCCUGGGUUUGCUUCACCGUAGACACUGGUAGUGUAUUGUGGCUGUUCCCCGAUGGGAGUGCAUUGCAAUUUGAAAGUGAAUCGUUACCAGUUCAGGACGAAGUGUUCAUCAGAGAUCUUCCUAAUUUUGGCGUUGCUCUGUAUCGUGGUCCCACACACUUCAGUCCUGAUGGAGAACACUGCUGUGUGAGGAAUAACACAGCACUGAGGAGAUGUGUCACCUUCACUCCCUGCCCCACACUGAGUCCCUUGUCUAAUGGACAAAUCUUAUACAACCCUGGUACCGACAUGGCCACAGCCACCUACACCUGUAACACUGGGUACACUGUGACUGGUACCAUCUCAUCCAUUAUCUGUAACAAGGGUACAAGGGAGUGGAGUAGCACUGAGAGACCCACUUGUGAACGGCUGAUUUGUCCAGACAUCAUCAUCCCAGCCAAUGGAGUGAUCACUUACAACCCAACAACUACCCCCAGAGAUGUGGGGUCCAUGGCUUCCUACAGCUGUACCACUGGCUACCUGAUGACUGGACUGGCAGUGAGGAUGUGUACUGUCACUGGAUGGAGCACUGGAGAUGAUCCCGUCUGUACUGCUAUCUGUCCUGACCUCCCUGCACUGGUCAACGGAAUGAUAUUCUACAAUCCACUCUCCACCCCCAGACUGCAGGGAACAGUGGCUAGACACUUCUGUAUUGUCACUGGGUACCAACUGUCCUCAUCCACUACUACUAGGACCUGUCAGUCUAACAGAACAUGGAGUGGAUCAUCCCUCAUUUGUAACCCUGUCUUCUGUGGCUCCCCUCCCACUGUCCCCAAUGGAGUGAUGACCAGCUCUACUGGUACAACAUUCGGAGCAAUAGCCACCUACUCCUGCAACACUGGGUACCAAAGGUCAGGAUCAGCCACGAUAACUUGUCAGACUAGUGGGAGCUGGAGUGCAGCACCAGUGUGUAGAGCCAUCUGUUCUAACCUCUCUGUACUGGUCAACGGAAUCAUCGUCUACAAUCCAACCUCCACCCCCAGACUGCAGGGAGCCAUGGCUAGACACUUCUGUGACACUGGGUACCAACUGUCCUCAUCCACUACCACUAGGACCUGUCAGUCUAACAGAAUGUGGAGUGGAUCAUCCCUCAUUUGUAACCCUGUCUCCUGUGGCUCUCCUCCCACUGUUCCCAAUAGAGUGAUAACCAGCUCUACUGGUACAACAUUCGGAGAGACGACCAUCUACACCUGUAGCACUGGGUAUCAAAGGUUAGGACCAGCCACGAUAAGUUGUCAGGCUAGUGGGAGCUGGAGUGCAGCACCAGUGUGUAGAGCCAUCUGUUCUAACCUCUCUGUACUGGUCAACGGAAUCAUCGUCUACAAUCCAACCUCCACCCCCAGACUGCAGGGAGCCAUGGCUAGACACUUCUGUGACACUGGGUACCAACUGUCCUCAUCCACUACCACUAGGACCUGUCAGUCUAACAGAAUGUGGAGUGGAUCAUCCCUCAUUUGUAACCCUGUCUCCUGUGGCUCUCCUCCCACUGUUCCCAAUAGAGUGAUAACCAGCUUUACUGGUACAACAUUCGGAGAGACAACCAUCUACACCUGUAGCACUGGGUAUCAAAGGUUAGGACCAGCCACGAUAAGUUGUCAGGCUAGUGGGAGCUGGAGUACAGCACCAGUAUGUAGAGCUAUCUGUCCUGACCUCCCUUUACUGGUCAAUGGAAUCAUCGUCUACAAUCCAACCUCCACCCCCAGACUGCAGGGAGCCAUGGCUACACACAGCUGUACUACCACUGGGUACCAACUGUCCUCAUCCACUACCACUAGUACCUGUCAGUCUAACAGAAUGUGGAGUGAACCAUCCCUAACUUGUCAAAUUGUGGACUGUAACAAUCCUCCGAUGAUCUCAAAUGGAAUGAGGCAAUUUUCUGCAACUACAUUUGGAGAGACUGCCACUUAUAUGUGCAAUGGAAUCUUUGUUCUAUCAGGAAGCUCCACCGUAACUUGUAUGGCUAGUGGACUCUGGAGCACACAUCCAAUAUGCUCUCCUGUUUGUGAGGACCUUCCCCCACUUGCUAAUGGAGUGAUUAGCUACAGCACGAUGUUGUCCCCAAAACCAGAUGGUACAGUGGCCACCUACACCUGUGGCAUUGGGUACGAUAUCUUUGGUCCCAGAACAAGAACAUGUCAAUCAGACACUACCUGGACUGGAGGAGGAGACAUAGUCUGUCAAGCAAGCUGUCCUGCUCUCACUCUAUUAAAUGGUGACAUGAUCACUUACAACAUGAACACCUCUCCUAUUCCAGUGGAUACUGUGGCUACCCACACCUGUAGUGCCACGUUUGUGCUCUCUGGUGAUGCUACCAGGACAUGUACUAACAGUGCUAGUGGAGGAAUCUGGAGUGGAUCAAUGCUAACAUGCAGUGGGACAUGUGAGGACCUACCCAACAUCACUAAUGGAGCCAUUGCUUAUAUAUAUUCAUCAGCCUCUCCACGUACUAAUGGGAGUACUGCCAUUUAUUCUUGUGGGAUGAUGCUUAUGGUGAUGGGGAGCAGUAUAAGAACAUGUCAAUCAGACCGUAGCUGGAGUGGAGAUGAGCCAUUCUGUCAAAGAGUGUUCCUUCAACAUGAAGGAUCCACAAUAGCUGAGGCUAGUUUUCAAGUGCAACUUGACACCAUUGGAGAGGGGGAGAGAGGACUGGUGUGCAGGACUGACCACCAACAAUGCUGUAACAAUACCUCUAACGCUACGUGGCUUACUCCCAAUGGCACUACUGUCUCUUCAACACGUGGAAACUCUGACUUCUAUACAGACACUGGUGUCGGGUUCAUACGCCUCAACCUCAUCAGAAAUGUCACUACUGCAACUGGUGAAUAUUGCUGCCAAGUGCCAGUGGAGGGAGGAACUAUCGAGAGAUUCUGUGCAGAACUAUUCCUGCCUGCACCUCAAGUUUCUGCUUCUCUCUCUAUUGCUGCUGUUGCUGGUGGGAUAGUCGGUGCUAUAGUGGUGGUGAUUCUAGUGAUCUUGGUCAUCAUAUUCCUAGUACUGUUCCUGAGACGCUCACGGAAGAAGCAGUAUGAACUCGCUGCCAAAAACUCUGGUCUCUCUACUGUAUAUACCAAACACAGCGAUGCCAGUGAUGGGGGCGUGGCUAUUAUAUCCAAAAAUCAAGAGCCUACCAUCACUGGCUUCCCAAGUGAGAGCAGGGCUAAUGAAGGGGAGGAGGUGGUCAUUAAGCCCAAGGUGGGAGGUCACCCUCCACCCAGUCUCACCUGGUACCACGAUGGUAGGGAGGUGACUGCAGACUAUGCCACAGAACUGGACCAGGACGGUGGAUUAUCCUUUCCUAGUGUAGAGGCUAAGCAUGCUGGUGUGUAUAAGCUGGUGGCCAGUGGACCUUCUGGCACAGCUGAGAAAGAGCUCCAGUUGAUAGUAGUAUCAGAGGGAGGGAAAGAAGAGGUGACAGAUGAGGUGGACCUCACUCCUAUACCAGUGGAUGGGUUUGGAGCAUAUGUCACUGAGCAGCAUGCUAAUGGAAAUAAAAAGUUUGCCAGUAACUAUUUGGGUCUCGGUGGCAAGGAAAGUGAACGCUCAACAGCAAUUGCCAAACAGCACAAAGAUGAAAAUAGAUUUGGAAACAUUCUUGUGUAUGAUGACAACCUCAUUAUCCUAGACCCCAUCCCUGGACAAGAGGACUGUCAGAGUGACUACAUCAAUGCCUGCUAUGUAGACGGUUUUGUCAAGCGAAACAAGUUUAUUGCUUCUCAAGGACCACUACCCAAUACUCUAAUGGACUUCUGGCGCAUGAUGUGGCAGGAGAGACCACCCAUAAUAGUCAUGCUCACCAACGUCAUGGAGAAGAACAAGAUCAAGUGUCAACAGUACUGGCCUGACAGUGGCAGUGUGAGCUAUGGCCCUUUCACGGUCACCAUCACAGACCAGCAGGUCCUGGCUGACUACACUGUCAGAAACCUACAACUUGCAAUCAAAGGGGAAAGUGGGAAACCUUUCAAGACCACUCAGUUUCACUUUACGACGUGGCCUGAUCACGGAGUGCCUGACUAUGCCACGCCCAUUCUUGGGUUCCAUCGUCGGGUCAAAUCUCAGCACAAGCCAUCCAGAGGUCCCCUCCUGGUCCACUGCAGUGCUGGUGUGGGACGCACAGGCACUUACAUUGCCAUUGAUAAUGUCCUCGAUCAGAUCGCAACUGAGGGUAUCGUCGAUAUUUCCGGCACAAUUGUCAAAUCUCGCAACCAGAGAAUGAAAAUGGUCCAGACCCGGGACCAAUAUGUGUUCAUCCACGAUGCUAUCCUGGAGUCAGUGACGUGUGGAGACACUCAGAUCUGUGCUGCAGAUCUGCGCAGGCAGAUACAGAAGAUGUCAUUAGUGGCCCCGGGAAAAACCACCUCAGAAUUUCAAUACCAAUUCCAAAUUCUGGAACAGGUCUCUCCAAAUCCGAAUGAGGUCAACUGCAGUAGUGCAUUGAGACACAAGAACUUGAACAGGGGAAUACAGUACCUACCAAUUGAGAAUCAUCGUGUGUUCCUGAAAGGGCAGGACCCUGGCCGUGACUACAUCAAUGCCGUCUUUGUCAAUGGCUACAAGCACCAGAAGGCAUACAUUAUUGCCCAGAAUCCACUGGAUUCAACUGUGCGUAACUUCUGGAAGAUGAUCUAUGACAGGAAGUGUGCGGCUGUUGUGAUGUUGACUCCACUCAGUGAGAAUGGGAAGGAGGCAUGCUCCCAGUACUGGCCAGAGAGUGGCAAUGUCACCUCCUUCGGUGAGUUCACCAUCGAUAACUUGGGGGAGGAAGUCAACACUGGGUUCGUUAUGAGGCAACUGAGCGUGCUUAACAAGAAGACAAAAAAGCCUCUCCAAAUAAUUCAGAUCCAAAUUCUCGAUUGGAAGUCGACUGGUGCAUGUGCAAACUUCAAGAUUAUAACUGACGUCAAUGAGGAGGUUGUAAAGGUUCAAAGGAGAACUGGAAACAAGGCGAUUGUGGUCCACUGCAGUGACACUGCGACCCGCUCUGGUAUGUACUGCUCUGUAGCUACUACCAUUGACCGUUGCAAGACAGAGGGAGUGGUGGAUGUGUUCCAGGUGGUCAAGGCUCUCAGGGUCCACAAGCCAGGGGCAGUACCCUCAGUUGACAACUACAAGGAUGUUUUCGAGGCCUUGUUGGUCUACUUGGACUCCUUCGAUACUUAUGCUAACUUUCUGUAAAACUAAAAUGGAAACUAGAACUGGGUAGCAGCUAUUUUUCCACUCACAUUUUAGGAGGGGGAGAUUCUAAUAUAAUGUGCACAUGUUUAAUUUGAAGUUAGACGUACGAUAUUAGUUUUGUGUAUUGCCACAGUCUUUUCAGUGUGAUGAAACAAUUUUGAGAGGAUUUGGA
Molecule: messenger RNA, 5927 nt
Organism: Halichondria panicea
Lineage: Eukaryota; Metazoa; Porifera; Demospongiae; Suberitida; Halichondriidae
Exons: 32
Coding region: 218-5755 (1845 amino acids)
Biological process (GO): protein dephosphorylation
Molecular function (GO): protein tyrosine phosphatase activity
Source: RefSeq, a predicted model, not a curated record